AUGGCCAUUACUCUGAAGUACAUGGCUCUGACUCUAAAAGAAAGAGCGCUUGCUGGACAGCUUUCGGGUUUAAUUGGCGGUGGGAAAGAAGUUACUGAUGCCAUUAAAAAUGGUAUUGACAUUAUUAUUAACAAAUAUCCUGAUGUUAAAAAUAAUUCAAAGCCUAAUCCAUCAUCCAAACCUCAUGAGUCUGUAGACACUAAGCAACUUGAACAGGAAAUUAAGUCAACUGAAGAGAAAAAAUCUCAACUUGAAAAAGAAAUUGAGUCUCUUAAAGCUAAAAAGGCUGCCGAAAAGGACGAUUCCCCUGUUGAACCCUCUAAACUUAAAGAGCUGGAAAAAGUGACGUCCAAGGUGAAGGAUCUUCAGACGCUAGAAAAGCUUUGUGGGUAUUCUAAGGAUCUGGAACAAAAUAAAUCCACAUACGACAAAAGCUGUAAUAAGCUUUUAACAAAUCUCACUGACGGUUUAGAAAAGUUCCUUGGUUACCAAGAAACUUCCAAGGGCUACACCGGCGAGGGAAUCGUGUACUCGGACCUUGACAGGCUGUGCGACGGGGUGAUGGCGUUCUUGCAUGGUGUUUUAGAUAACAUUAAGCCUAAAUUAGGCCAGCAUAAUGAUAAGAUUAGAGAGGCAAUUGAGUCUCUUAUCACCCAUAAACACUCUGGUAAAAAUGGUUUUAAUACUGCGAUUGGCGCAGUGGUGGAGGGGGUGAAGGGGUAUAAUGAGGGUGUGAAGGCGUCGAACAGAAAGGUUGACGAGAAGUUCAAGAGUGGAGUAUCUGCAAUAUUACCUAGGGACCAAGAAGGGAACGCCGGACGAGUGGAAGAGGCCAAGAGGGAAGUGGAAGCGAAGCUGGCGGAGUGCCAGGAGAAAGCUGCGGAGUUCAAUGACGCCUUUAACUUAGCCACUAAUAGCGAAAUGAAAAACGCAGUUAAUGAUCUUAAUCCUAAAUUACAUGAGCGUGUAGUAGUAGCUGCGAAAGCAGUGAAGCAUGAGAGUGACAGGCUCACUGAGCUCUCAACUAAGGAAAGUGAGGAGCUAAGAGAGACGGAAGCAAAAAUUAGGAGCGUUCUUCAGGGCCUUAAUGACAGCGUGAAUCGUAGCAUUACCACGCAGGUGAAGAGCCUUGUCAAGUUUUUAUGCAGUGAGGUUUCCGCGAUUAAAGAUAAACUAGUAAGCAUUAGUGAGAUGCUGGGAAAUUAUGUUGAGCAGUUAAAACGAUGGAUCAGUGAUGCCGAUGCUUUCUUCCAGAAAGUCAUGAAGGAUGUACACAAAAUUGAGAAAAAUGCCCCCGGCAUUCUAAACCAAAUGAAUGUUGAAGACAAGGCAAAAGAGUUGCAGAAGAAAGGUGAGGAGUUGCAUCGGCGAUUUGAGUAUGCGAAGAAUGAAGUUGGACAUUUGGUUGACGCAGCGAAAAAGAAAGAAGUCAACGAGCUGGACACUUGGAGCGCCGCGGCCGGGAAGGUUGUGGGAGCGGCGCAGGGGAAGUGUUAUUUAAUACUGGGAAAAUCUGAGAUCAAGGAUAGUGGCGAACCGGAAAUUAAAAAGCAAGCUGACGCAUUGCAGAAAAAAGCCACGGACCUUUGA
This is a messenger RNA of Babesia ovata, 1590 nucleotides long. RefSeq lists its product as uncharacterized. The transcript has 3 exons. Bases 1 to 1590 code for a protein of 529 amino acids. The record is from RefSeq and is a predicted model, not a curated record. Lineage: Eukaryota; Apicomplexa; Aconoidasida; Piroplasmida; Babesiidae.